Messenger RNA from Phasianus colchicus (ring-necked pheasant), 1177 nucleotides. NCBI's taxonomy places the organism in Eukaryota, Metazoa, Chordata, Aves, Galliformes, Phasianidae. The record is from RefSeq and is a predicted model, not a curated record.
AUGCCGUUCAGCAGCACCCACAACAAGCACAAGCUGAAGUUCUCCCCCGAGGAGGAAUUCCCGGACCUUUCCAAGCACAACAACCACAUGGCCAAGGUCCUCACCCUGGAUCUCUACAAACGCCUGCGUGACAAGGAGACCCCGAGCGGCUUCACCCUGGACGACGUCAUCCAGACCGGGGUCGACAACCCUGCCCUGAACAGCCUGGAGGGGGAGUUCAAGGGCCGCUAUUACCCGCUGAAGGCGAUGACGGAGCAGGAGCAGCAGCAGCUGAUCGACGACCAUUUCCUCUUCGACAAACCCGUCUCUCCUCUGCUGCUGGCGUCCGGAAUGGCGCGGGAUUGGCCCGACGCCCGCGGCAUCUGGCACAACGACAACAAGACGUUCCUGGUGUGGGUGAACGAGGAGGACCACCUGCGGGUCAUCUCCAUGGAGAAGGGCGGAAACAUGAAGGAGGUCUUCAGGCGCUUCUGCGUCGGGCUGAAGAAGAUCGAGGAGAUCUUCAAGAAGGCCGGCCACCCCUUCAUGUGGACGGAGCACCUGGGCUACAUCCUCACCUGCCCCUCCAACCUGGGCACGGGGCUGCGCGGCGGCGUCCACGUCCGGCUGCCCAAACUCAGCCAGCACCCCAAGUUCGAGGAGAUCCUGCACCGCCUGCGCCUGCAGAAGCGCGGCACCGGUCCCAUUGCCCCUGUCAGUCCCAUUGACCCCAUCGACCCCAUUGCCCCCAUGGGUCCCAUUGACCCCAUUGACAACACUAACCCCAUUGGUCCCAUUGCCCCUAUCGAUCCUAUUGACCCCAUUGACCCUAUUACCCUCAUCAGUCCCAUUGGCCCUGUUGCCCCUAUCGGCCCCAUUGGCCCCAUUGACCCUAUUGCCCCCAUCAAUCCCAUUGGUCCCAUUGCCCCUAUCGAUCCUAUUGACCAUAUUGACCCUAUUGCCCCUAUUGGCCCCAUUGGCCCCAUUGACCCUAUUGCCCCCAUCAGUCCCAUUGAUCCUAUUGCCCCCAUUGGCCCCAUUGACCCCAUUGCCCCUCUUGGUCCCAUUGACCCCAUCAACCAUACUAACCCCAUUGACCCCAUUGCCUCCAUUGGUCCCAUUGACCCCAUUGACAACACUAAUCCCAUUGACCCCAUUGACCCCAUUGCCCCUAUUGCCCCUAUCGGUCUCAUUGCCC